AAAUAUCCCCCUGCAAUGCAACCAUCCAGCAGACAGCAAGAAACAGGUCUUCACAAAGGGAUUCCCACCAUCGUCAUCAUGAACGUUGUCUUUGCUGUUUUCCUUUGCGCUGCCAUCUUGCUCGGGACUGGCAUUCAAGGAGUCCCAACCACUGGGAAGGGGCGUUGCAUGUGCCCAUCCACGGGUUCUAACGUCCACUGGAAACAUUUGAGAAAAGUGGAAAUAUUCCCAGCAAGCUCUUCCUGCGAUCGUGUGGAGAUCAUUGCUACACUGAAGACCUCUGGAGAGAGGCAGUGCCUGGAUCCAGAUUCUAGAGCAGCGCAAGUCAUGUUGGCAAGGAUUGCACAAAACAGGGCUUCAGCAAAUGCGGGCAGGAGAAGAAAAGGAGCGGCUGGCAGGAGCUCCCCGCAGUAGAGCCAUGGACGGAGACCUGAUUUUGCUCACCUGCUGGAUUUCUUUGGCAAAGGUGGAUGACGAAAAGUCCGACGAAUUUCUAUCGCUAGGAUCGUGUUCCUUUUCAAAACCACAGCUGCAAUGCCUGUCGUGUGCACUGGGCUUGCACUGAUCUGGCAAAAUCACUUCACUGAACCUCUUCACAUCUGGUUCUUGAUACAACAGCUGUGCUCGUAUAAUGGCUAAGAAACUAAGUGUAAGCCAGAAAGUUCUUUGCACAAAACCUUUUGAGUCGGCUUGCGGUUCUCUCUAGGCUUCGGAGUCUGCAAUUUGAAUGUGUCAGCCCUGUCUUCAUAGGUGUAUUGUGGCAUUACUGAUAUAUGUUAGUCUGAAGCUUUUUUUAAUAAGCUAAAAUACUGGUUUGUGCAGAAGGGAAUUUAAGGAAGCCGUUGUCGCCCCCUGCAGGCCAUAUCGCAGUAUUUCUCUCCUCCUCUGUGGCAUAUGAAUAAACUUUACAGAUUCUUCAAGACGCGUUCCCAUUAAAAUUUGGUUUACAAAUCAGCGUCUUAGGGUGUGUAAUGUUGCCUCUUGGGGGGACUCAGUUCUCAGGUGUACAUAUUGUUAAUAGUGCUAUGUAACCCAGAUAUGUAGUUUUCCUCUUAGGAACUUUUUUUGAAAAAUAAUUAGAAUGCUUGUGAGGAAGAGCUCGUGAUGGAUAGAAAAUGUUGACCACUAACCCUUUUUAUUAUAAAAUGUGCAUAGUUUUUAAAAGUGGUCUGUUUUACAAGUUUUUGGGUUAAGGGUGGGGUUUUUUUGGUUGUAUAGUCUUAUUUUCAUUAUUAAACAGUUUCUGCUUUA
Molecule: messenger RNA, 1251 nt
Organism: Sphaerodactylus townsendi
Lineage: Eukaryota; Metazoa; Chordata; Lepidosauria; Squamata; Sphaerodactylidae
Product: C-X-C motif chemokine 10-like
Exons: 4
Coding region: 16-414 (132 amino acids)
Biological process (GO): neutrophil chemotaxis; cellular response to lipopolysaccharide; antimicrobial humoral immune response mediated by antimicrobial peptide
Cellular component (GO): extracellular region
Molecular function (GO): chemokine activity; CXCR chemokine receptor binding
Source: RefSeq, a predicted model, not a curated record